Molecule: messenger RNA, 7351 nt
Organism: Aspergillus calidoustus
Lineage: Eukaryota; Fungi; Ascomycota; Eurotiomycetes; Eurotiales; Aspergillaceae
Source: the annotation of a GenBank genome assembly
AUUUUUUUCUUCGCAGCAUCAAGAUCGUCACACCCGCUUCUCCGCCAGUGACCGAAAGUCAAACCCCGUGAAGAUUUCGCACUCCCAGGGUUUCUGGUUGCUCGAGGAGCUGCGACAGGGACAAUGGCGACUUUCGCACGCCCGGUGGCCUCGACAAUUGCGGGAAUCAAUUUUGAGCCCUAUACCGACGAAGAUAUCAAAGCAGUAUCUGUGAAGCGGAUCCAUAAUACACCCACCUUGGAUUCUUUCAACAACCCUGUGCCUGGUGGUUUAUAUGAUCCUGCACUAGGUGCCUGGGGUGACCAUGUUUGCACUACUUGCCGAUUGAAUUCCUGGGCCUGCGCUGGACACUCCGGACACAUCGAGCUGCCAGUCCAUGUCUACAACGUAACACAUCUCGACCAACUUUAUCGUUUACUGCGGGCGCAAUGCGUUUUCUGCCAUCGCUUCCAACUUGCCCGGACCCAGAUAAACUUAUACUCAUGCAAGCUGCGCCUUCUGCAAUACGGAUUGGUUGAUGCGGUAGCAGCUGUCGACACUAUGGGCUCGAAAGCACCCAAGUCGAAGAGGGGCAAGGGCGCGGAUGGCUCGGACGAAGAAGAUGACGAGGAUGAGGAUGAUUUGAUUUCUCGCAGAAAUGCAUACGUCAAAAAGUCUAUCCGCGAAGCACAAGCAGCUGGAAUGCUGAAAAGUAUCAUGGCCGGAAUCAAGAACCCUCUGGCCAUGGAGAAAAGAAAGAACCUGAUCAGGGAUUUUUUCAAGGAUAUCUCGGCGGCCGGUAAAUGCGCCAGCUGCAGUGGAAUCUCGCCAGGCUAUCGAAAAGACAAGGCGUCGAAGAUCUUCCGCCGACCAUUCACGGAGAAGGCUCGACUCGCUAUGAUACAAGCAGGAUUACAGAUUCCAAACUCGCUGAUUCUCCUCCAACAAGCGAAGAAGCUCAGCACCAAGGAUAAGAAAGCGCUCGCGAACGGCUUUUCUGACACUGCUAGUGUUACUUCGGAGGCUCAUGGCGCGGAGGAGGAGGUUGCGCGUGGAAACGCCGUUGUGGCUCAAGUUGAGAGCAAAAAGCAGGGCCAGGGUGAGACUCAGCAAUAUGUGCCAUCUUCCGAAGUUCACGCGGCGAUUACACUGCUCUUUGAGAAAGAGGGUGAGGUAUUGAACCUGAUUUAUAACUCUCGACCUGCGUCAAAAAAAGACUCGAAAGUCACUGCGGAAAUGUUCUUCAUCAAGAAUAUUCUGGUGCCGCCAAACAAAUAUCGACCUGCUGCUGCGCAGGGCGCCGGUGCGAUCAUGGAAGCACAACAAAAUACGCCAUUGACUAACGUCCUGAAGAAUUGUGACAUCAUCAAUCAAAUUCGCAAAGAAAGACAGAAUCUCGGCGACGAUUCAGCUACUCGUGUUCGGGACUACCGCGAUCUUCUCCAUGCCAUCGUCCAGCUCCAGGACACUGUGAACGGAUUGAUCGAUAGUGACCGAAGUGGUCUUACGGGAGCGGCGGCGGCUAAGGCCCCCAAUGGUAUCAAGCAGAUCUUGGAAAAGAAGGAGGGUUUGUUCAGAAAGAACAUGAUGGGAAAGCGUGUCAACUUUGCAGCUCGAAGUGUCAUUUCGCCCGAUCCCAACAUCGAAACGAAUGAAAUUGGUGUGCCACACGUGUUCGCAAAGAAGUUGACCUACCCCGAGCCUGUCACCAAUCACAACUUUUGGGAAAUGAAGCAAGCGGUCAUCAACGGCCCUGACAAGUAUCCCGGUGCUACUGCCAUCGAAAAUGAGCUUGGACAAGUCACAAACCUCAAGUUCAAGAGCCUCGAUGAGCGAAUAGCACUAGCUAAUCAGCUUCUCGCGCCUUCAAACUGGAGGAUGAAGGGCUCCCGCAACAAGAAGGUCUAUCGCCACCUCACUACUGGCGAUGUUGUUUUGAUGAACCGACAGCCGACACUCCACAAACCUUCUAUCAUGGGUCACAAGGCUCGUGUCCUCCCCAACGAGAAAACCAUUCGAAUGCACUACGCCAACUGUAAUACUUACAAUGCGGAUUUCGAUGGUGACGAGAUGAACAUGCACUUCCCUCAGAACGAACUUGCUCGAGCAGAGGCUAUGAUGCUUGCAGACGCGGACCACCAGUAUCUCGUUGCGACCUCAGGCAAGCCUCUCAGAGGUUUGAUCCAAGAUCACAUUUCAAUGGGUACCUGGUUCACAUGCCGAGAUGCAUUCUUUGACCGAGAGGAUUACCACGAGCUGUUGUACUCUUGUUUAAGGCCCGAGAACUCUCACACAGUGUCGGAUAGGAUUGUGACAGUGGGUCCGGCUAUUAUUCGACCAAAGCCUCUUUGGACCGGUAAGCAGGUUAUUACAACAAUCCUCAAGAACAUCAUGCCACCGAACAGAGCAGGACUCAACCUGAAGAGUAAGUCGUCAACUCCCGGAGACCGCUGGGGCAAGGGCAACGAGGAGGACCAGGUUAUCUUUAAAGACGGUGAGCUGCUCUGUGGUAUUCUCGAUAAAAAGCAGAUUGGUCCUACUGCAGGGGGUUUGAUUGACUCGAUUCACGAAAUCUACGGCCACACCGUUGCUGGAAAGUUGAUUAGUAUACUCGGGCGACUUUUGACCAGAUACUUGAACAUGCGCGCGUUUACUUGCGGUAUUGAUGAUCUUCGAUUAACCGACGAGGGCAACCGCAAACGCAAAGAAUUGCUCAGUGAGGCUCCGAAGAUCGGUCGUGAGGUCGCCCUCAAGUAUGUGACACUUGACCAGACAAAUGUGCCGGACGAGGAUGCCGAGCUGGAGCGACGCCUGGAAGAAGUUCUGCGUGACGAUGAUAAGCAGAGCGGCCUUGAUAGUGUGUUUAACGCCCGAUCGGCGCAGCUAUCCACAGCGAUUACCAAGGCCUGUCUUCCUGCCGGGUUAGUGAAGCCUUUCCCGUGGAACCAAAUGCAGUCUAUGACUGUCACCGGAGCCAAGGGUUCUGCUGUCAAUGCAAACCUGAUUUCUUGCAACCUGGGACAGCAGGUUUUGGAAGGCCGUCGUGUGCCUGUAAUGAUCAGCGGUAAAACUCUCCCCAGUUUCAGGGCAUAUGACACAAAUCCUAUGGCUGGUGGUUAUGUUCUCGGCCGCUUCUUGACCGGAAUCAAGCCUCAAGAAUAUUACUUCCACGCCAUGGCUGGUCGUGAAGGUCUCAUUGAUACUGCCGUCAAAACUUCUAGAUCGGGUUACCUGCAACGUUGUUUGAUCAAGGGCAUGGAGGGGUUGAGGGCGGAAUAUGAUUCCUCAGUCCGCGAGACGUCUGAUGGCUCCAUGGUCCAGUUCUUGUACGGAGAGGACGGCCUUGACAUCACCAAACAGGUCCAUCUCGAGAAUUUCGACUUCUUGGCCUCGAACCAUACUUCUAUUAUGGAGCAAGUUGAACUGACUGAAAACUUUCACCACCUGGAGAAGGAUGUUGUGACGAAUUGGCACAAAGACGCCAUGAAGAAGGUGCGCAAGACUGGGAAACUCGAUGCUAUGGACCCGGUCCUGUCUGUCUAUCACCCUGGAGGCAACCUGGGUAGUACAUCCGAGUCGUUCUCCCAGGCGCUUAAGAAGUACGAGGACGAGAACAAGGAGAAGCUUCUCAGAGACAAGAAGAAGGGUGCCGAGGGUCUCUUGAGCAAGAAGGCAUUCAACACCAUGAUGAACAUGAAAUACUUGAAAUCUGUUGUCGACCCUGGCGAGGCUGUUGGAAUCGUCGCUGGCCAAUCUAUUGGUGAACCGUCUACACAAAUGACCCUAAACACCUUCCACUUGGCAGGUCACUCUGCAAAGAAUGUGACAUUGGGUAUUCCCCGUCUGCGUGAAAUUGUCAUGACCGCCAGCAAACAGAUCAUGACGCCGACAAUGACCCUGAUUCUGAACGAGGAGCUACCUCAGCAACAUGGCGAGAGGUUUGCUAAGGCCAUUAGCAAGCUCAGCAUCGCAGAGGUUGUCGACAAGGUGGAAGUCAAGGAGAGAGUCUCCUCCGGAAGUACAAAAGCAAAAAUAUACGACAUUGAGAUCUCCCUGUUCCCGGCGGAAGAAUACACAGCCGAAUAUGCGAUUACCAUCCGGGAUGUCCAGGCGACUCUGCAACACAAGUUUAUUCCUCGACUCGUGAAACUCACCAAGGCCGAGUUGAAGAAGCGACACGACGAGAAGUCCUUGAGCAAGAACUCAUCUGCGCAGCCUGAGAUUGGUGUCUCAGUUGGCACGAUUCAGGAAGCCCCUCGAGGUGCUGAUACUGAAGAACAGCCUGCUGAUGAUGACGUCGAAGAUGACGAGGAUGACGCGAAGCGGGCUCGCGGAGCUCAGAACAGAUCCAACCAGGUUUCAUAUGAAGGCCCCGAGGAGGAAGAAGAGCGAAUGAUCCGCCAGACGGACGCCCAGGAGGACGACGAUGACGAAGAUAUGGACAAGGACCGCGAUGUCGACAUGGACGACUCUUCAGACGACGAACUGGACGAGGAAGGACAUACCAAGGACUCAAAACUGCGCGAGGACGACGUGAGGUCAAAGUUCGCCGAAGUCACUCAAUUCAAGUUCAACCAGCACAAGGGCUCCACAUGUACCAUUCAGCUGCAGUACGAUAUCGCGACCCCCAAGCUCCUGCUCCUUCCCCUCGUCGAAGACGCCUGCCGAAACGCAGUCAUACAGUCGAUUCCCGGCCUCGGAAACUGCACAUUUGUGGAAGCAGAUCAGGCAAAGGGCGAACCCGCCUGCGUCAUCACCGACGGUGUCAACCUGCUCGCUAUGCGCGACUACCAAGACAUCAUCAAGCCCCACUCCAUUUACACAAACUCCAUCGACCACAUGCUUGUCCAUUACGGUGUUGAAGCUGCACGUGCCUCCAUUGUCAAGGAAAUGUCCGCCGUUUUCAAGGGUCACAGCAUCUCCGUCGACAACCGCCACCUGAACCUCAUCGGUGACGUGAUGACACACGCUGGUGGCUUCCAAGCCUUCAACCGUAACCAGCUUGUCAAAGAUAUCUCUUCUCCUCUGGCCAAGAUGAGUUUCGAGACCACCGUUGGCUUCCUUAAGGACGCCGUUCGGGAGCGUGACUGGGAUAACCUCAACAACCCAAGUAGUCGGAUUGUUGUCGGUCGGACCGGCACUAUUGGUACAGGUGCGUUUGAUGUCCUUGCUCCCGUGGCAUAGACAUGGUUCGCGGCCUGCGAUUGGCUUGUACGAUUUCUUCUUUCUGUCCUUUUCUCGCCCGUGUAUAUGUUUCUCAUCAAGAGGGUUUACUCAUUGUUUAUACGCACGCGAUUCAUUCAUGAUGUGCCCCAUGAGCUCUGGAGUUUUGUUUAAAGCGGAAAUUCAAAAAGUUCCCUUACUCAGGCGGUCUUACUUUGGAUUAGCAUUGUAUGUCUGGAAGAAUAGAUAGGAUCCGUAUUUUGAUCAGAUCUAAAAUUUGAAAUGUAGUCCCAAUAAUCGACCAACCUAACACCAAACGUCCGUGGUAUCAUGCUUAACCUUUUCCAGGUGAUGGUAGGAAAUCACAAAAAGAACACAAAUGAAUCUGCCUGAGAAUGGACAAUUGAGGCUAGGAAACCAACUAUGCAUCUAGCAUCAUGAGGUCUUCGUCAAUAUUGUCGUCGAACUCGUCGGCGCCUGUAUUUUGAGCACCGUUGACUCCAUUCCCAUGGGCAAUAUCCUCCCGCCUUACUCUAUCCUCUUCCUGCAUCUGCUUCUGGCGAUGCUUUUCCAAGUCCGCCAGACUCCAGGUCGAGAUACCUUCUUGGUCCUUGGCCUUGAAAGGCUGAGCCAUGGUGCGCAGAAAGUUCUUCGCAGUUGCUACUGCCAUGUCUGUGCUAAGAUUUGUUUCACUCUCUAGCAUCGCCUGACUGAUCCACUUUGGAAGCUGGUUGCGUUUCUUCUGAAAGCGUCGGUCGGCGAGAACCAUGACACCGUAAUCAUCUUUGCCUCGAAGGACACGCCCCAGACAUUGAGCGGCGUGUCUCAUUGCAUCGAAAGAUAAGAAGUCAUUUUCUCGGAUGCGAUACGUCUCCCGAAGGAAUUCGAGACGUGCUUUGAGGAUACGCGACUCUGUGUACUGGAAUGGAACCCCGAUACAGAGCACCGCUCGUCCAUAGUGGUGGUCGAAAUCGAUGCCCUCGGAGACUUUCCCUCGAGCGACACAGAAAAGUAUGGCGCCGCGACCGUUGCAGCAUGCUGUUCGGUAGGUUUCCAACGCUAGUGAUGAUUCUUGCGCAUCAGGAGUUUCCACCAGAAUGAGUUUGUAGUUCCAGAUUGAAUCAAGAAUACCCAUGCCCUGCCACAUGCUGAUGAUAGACUCCAUAUAGAGAUACGACGGAAAGAAGACCACGAUCCCAUCUGGCGUGAUGCGGGAAAAUUCGAGAACCAUGUUUCCAUAGUUGCGGACGACACCUGGGUCAUUUCGGAUUUGGAAUGAAGACGAGAUCUGAGCUUGAUCCGAUCCGCGAGUCACGAUCAUGGGCAAAAAGGAUCGACGAGCAAGGGUCAUGCUAUAUGAUUCUUGCAUCACAGUAGUGAAGUCGAGCAUUUUGGGAUACAUAUCUAGUGGGGAUAGAGUUCCCGAGGUGAUAACAACUGAGCUGAACCGGUCAAAUACUGGCUUGAUGGCAAUGGCGGCGUCUAGGCAUGUAAAGUGUAGGAUCGGAUUCGGCACUGUGGCUGCCUCGGACUCGAAAGGCUCCAAGAUCAAAAGAAAACCCUUGUCGUAUGUCGAGACUAGAGUCGCAAACGUUGCGACCUCUUGAAGUGGUUGAUAAUCCUCGAUAUUGAUCAGCUCCAGCGUUCUGACCAGAGAAGUUAACCGUUCUGCGCAAAAUCUUAGAGGUUUUCUUUCAAUAAAGGUCAACUCCUUCACAUGGCUUAAGAAUGAUAAAGGCGUUUCUGAGAUGGUGUGCGUGACUUUCAUUCGAGUCUUCAGGUAUUCGAUAAACCUCUUGAGAAAGGCAACAAAGUGCUCCGCCCGUCGUAUAUUACCCGGGACGGCUUCCUUAAGUAGAUCAUCUGGAAGGACAGGGUUUGAGAUGAACUGAUCCUCUUCUCUAGCUUGCUCAGCCUCCCGCAAUCCUUCAACGAGCUUCAUGUAUUCGUUGUUCAGCUUUUCGGCGUCGGAGCUCUUUACUUCCUGAAUCUUACGUUCCAGGUUGUUCGCCCCCCGUGUGGCUUUCCGUAAUGAAUCUUCAGAUAUAUCAAUGCUGAGAGACUCAAUGCAGACGUUGUCGAUGUUGUGUGCUUCGUCGAAUACCACGAUACUGUCUGUCGAAAACUCCUUGGAGACUCUUUCGGCGAUCUUCGGGUCUAAAAGAUAGUGAUAGGAGUAGAUGAUAACGUUGCAAAACGGCAUCUAAGC